Xyrauchen texanus (razorback sucker) is the source of this 1173-nucleotide messenger RNA. RefSeq names its product histone H3. NCBI's taxonomy places the organism in Eukaryota, Metazoa, Chordata, Actinopteri, Cypriniformes, Catostomidae. The transcript has a single exon. Gene Ontology annotation, molecular function: protein heterodimerization activity; structural constituent of chromatin; DNA binding. Gene Ontology annotation, cellular component: nucleosome. Bases 16 to 426 code for a protein of 136 amino acids. The record is from RefSeq and is a predicted model, not a curated record.
GAGAAUCUCGUGAUCAUGGCAAGAACCAAACAAACCGCUCGCAAGUCCACCGGUGGAAAAGCCCCGAGGAAGCAGCUCGCUACUAAAGCCGCCCGCAAGAGCGCCCCCGCCACCGGUGGCGUCAAGAAGCCUCAUCGUUACAGGCCCGGUACCGUGGCGCUGAGAGAGAUCCGCCGUUAUCAGAAGUCCACUGAGCUGCUGAUCCGCAAACUGCCUUUCCAGCGUCUGGUGAGAGAAAUCGCUCAGGAUUUCAAGACGGAUCUGCGCUUCCAGAGCUCCGCCGUCAUGGCCCUGCAGGAGUCCAGCGAGGCUUAUUUGGUCGGUCUGUUCGAGGACACCAACUUGUGCGCCAUCCACGCCAAGAGGGUCACCAUCAUGCCCAAAGACAUCCAGCUGGCCCGCCGCAUUCGUGGAGAGCGCGCUUAAAUCCACAGCGACGUCAUUCACAUUUGCCCCAAAGGCUCUUUUAAGAGCCACUUCAUUUACCCUCAAAGAGUCACUAUUGUUUUUAUUUAUUUUUAUCAUUCCAGUUUGAAUCUUUGUUAGUAGCUUUUGAAUUGAUUUUAAGUUGUCUGGUAGAUUUCUAUGGCAGCCACUGAUCUAUAUAUAAACUGCCAGCAGUAGGUGAAGCUACCGGAUGUGGCAAAAGUUCCCAUGAAACUGUUAAAAGAAAUUUGUAAUGAAUUAUGCCAAAAUGUUUGUUCAUGUUGUAGAAUAGUCUUAAAAUAUUCGUUAAAUAAUGUAUUAAGUGCAUCUAAAAGAAAGGGAUAUGGGGACACCUACAGGUGACUAGGUAGAGUCGGCCAUUUUCAGUUUUACACAAGCUGUUGAGAAUGGUAGGUGGGAAGUCUCUCUCCGGUCAAACAGAAAUAAAAUGCUGUUAGGGAUGUAUUUAUUUACCUUUUAAGGUCAGAAUUGUUCUUUUAAAAGUGUUUUAUUUCAUAUUUGAGUCAUAAUUGACAUUAUUAUCAAAGAGUUGCUAAUUUAUUUUAUGUCGAAAUUUAUUGUCGAGCACAUGGUAUCCGUUGUAUUUCUCGUUGUUCAUUUUCGCCUGGUUUGUACUGUAAUUUACUUUAUAUUUAUUUCUUGACAGUUGUAUGACUGGAUGAGCUGUAUGUCUUGUCUGUUUGGUGUCAUUUCACAUAUCCUCAGAUAUUUCCAGUAAAUGUGAUG